Messenger RNA from Lactuca sativa (garden lettuce), 294 nucleotides. Lineage: Eukaryota; Viridiplantae; Streptophyta; Magnoliopsida; Asterales; Asteraceae. The record is from RefSeq and is a predicted model, not a curated record.
AUGGUGGCAGUGGUGGUGGAUGAGGCGGCGGUGGUGGUGACGGUGGAUGGUGAUAGCGGUGAGUGGUGGUCGGUGGCAGUGGCGGUGGUGGUGGCAACGGUGACGGUGGUAGUGGUUGUGGUUGUGGCGGUAGCGGUGGGAGGUGGGAGGCGGUGGUGGUGGCGGCAAGUGGUGGUCGGUGGCAGUGGCGGUGGUGGUGGCAACGGUGACGGUGGUAGUGGUUGUGGUUGUGGCGGUAGCGGUGGUAGUGGUUGUGGUUGUGGCGGUAGCGGUGGUCGGUGGUGGUGCUGGUGA